Molecule: messenger RNA, 1029 nt
Organism: Saccostrea echinata
Lineage: Eukaryota; Metazoa; Mollusca; Bivalvia; Ostreida; Ostreidae
Exons: 6
Coding region: 103-1029 (308 amino acids)
Molecular function (GO): histone deacetylase activity
Source: RefSeq, a predicted model, not a curated record
CCAUAUGGACGUAGGAAUGUGAAUUUAAAAGCUGACAUUCCAACCCGGCCACAUAGCUGUUUGUAACAGUUGAAAGAAAAUUUUGGCUGAUGGGAGGAAGUGAUGAAGAUGAGGAAUGUAAUAUCUUUGUCAGAUAUAAGGAAAUUGAAUUGCUGCAGAAAAAUGAAAUUCAAGUCAUCUGAUCAAAAGAGGUCAUGUUCACUUGAUUUAAGCAAAAAGCACUCAAACAGUAGGGAUAUUCUUGAAAAGGUCAAAAGGCUGGAAAUACAUGGUCUUCCCAUUGUACAUCAUGAUGGAUACGUGUGUGAAUUUCCCUUUAAACAUAGAUUUGCGAUGAGAAAAUUCCAUGGAGUUUUACGAUAUCUCAGAACUGAUAAUGUGAUAUCAAUGAAACAGAUCUUUAAACCAACUGCUAUAGACCCAGAUUUGCUAAAACUUGUGCAUACUCCCAACUAUGUUGACCGAUUCCUUACUGGGAAAACAACAGUUGAAGAGCAGAGACUCACUGGAUUUAAAUGGAGUCUGGGAAUUGUAUCAAGAUGCAGAUUAGAAACAGGAGGAACACUUUUGGCGGGUCGAAUUGCUAUGGAGCAUGGGAUAGCAUGCAGCACAGGAGGUGGUACUCACCACGCCUUUCCUAGCCACGGGGCUGGGUAUUGCCUUUUGAAUGAUAUGGCGGUCACUGCUGCUGUUUUGUUUAAAGAGUGCCAAGUCCAAAAAGUCCUGAUUGUGGACCUGGAUGUUCAUCAGGGUGACGGCACAGCUUACAUCUUCAGCGACAGUUGUGCAAUUUUUACUUUCUCAAUGCACUGUGAAAAAAACUAUCCUUUAAAGAAACAGGCAAGCGACAUGGAUAUAGGGCUUAUAACGGGAAUUUCCGAUAAAGACUACUUAAACCACGUACAGUCCUAUCUCCCUUGGCUGCUGGACAGUUUUAGACCUGAUCUUGUUCUGUAUGAUGCUGGUGUUGACCCACAUGAAAAGGAUGAAUUAGGGAAGCUUAGUCUAACAGAUGAAGGUAAGACCUAG